Triticum dicoccoides is the source of this 2703-nucleotide messenger RNA. Its product is annotated as pentatricopeptide repeat-containing protein At3g53360, mitochondrial-like. Gene Ontology annotation, biological process: RNA modification. The record is from RefSeq and is a predicted model, not a curated record. Lineage: Eukaryota; Viridiplantae; Streptophyta; Magnoliopsida; Poales; Poaceae. Gene Ontology annotation, molecular function: protein binding; RNA binding. The transcript has a single exon. Bases 59 to 2446 code for a protein of 795 amino acids.
CCUGCUCCCCUUCCUGGCCACUCCAUUCGAAUCCUCCCCGCUCACGGAGCUGCCACCAAUGGCGCUCCCUCCUCCCUUGCUCCCGCGCUCUUCCUGUAUUUGCAGAGGCGUCACCAAUGUCACCCCAUACAAAUCCGUGGAAAACAUACCGGAUGCCUCCACCGCCCCCUCCGCCACAGCGCAGCACUCGCUGCUUCGCGCCCAUACGCGCGCCGGCCGAAUGCAGCCCGCGCGGCAGGUGUUCGAGGCAAUGCCGCCGCGGGACAGGUCCCUCGUCGCUUGGACUGCUAUCAUGUCCGGGUACGCCACCCACGGUCCCGCCUCCGAGGCGCUGGUCCUGAGGCCGGACGGGUUCGUCUUCUCAGUCGUGCUGCGCGCCUGCGCGGCAGUCGGGAACCUCAGAUUUGGAAGGCAGGUCCACUGCGCCGCUGCGAAGAUGGGCUACGUAGAUUCUGACCUCUUUGUGGCAAACGGCCUCCUUACCAUGUACGCGAGCUGCCGGUCGCUGGGUUGCACUGAGAAGGUGUUCGAUGGCAUUGCCGCACCUGAUUUGGUUUCUUGGACCUCCAUGCUCAGCGGCUACACUGAGAAUGGCUGCCAUACCGAGGCGCUAAUGUUGUUCGUGGAAAUGAUCCAUGCCAGUAUUGGAUGUGACGCGUUCACUCUGUCAAUUGCACUCAGGGCAGCUUCUAGUUUGGCCAAUCGAAGUUUGGGACACCAGCUGCAUUGCUGCAUCAUCAAGUCAGGAUUCUCUAAAAGCGGCUUCUUGGAGAACUGCCUGAUCGAGUUCUAUGGGAGGUCCAGGGAACUACAGCUGAUGCAGAAGGUGUUUGAUGAUAUGCAUGACAAGGAUUUGGUUUCUUCCAAUAGCAUCAUCCAGUGCUAUGCAGAUAAUAUGUGUGAUGAUCAGGCUUUGUCUCACUUCCGUGCUAUGAUGUUUGAAUGCUCGGAAUGCGAUGAGUUUACAUUGGGUAGCAUUUUGCAUGUUGUCACCAGAAGAGGAGCUUUUGGUUAUGGAAGGGAAAUACAUGGCUACCUCAUUAGAGCAGGUCUAGACUCAGAUAAGCAUGUUAUGAGUGCUCUGAUGGAUAUGUAUGUCAAUUGGGCUACUCUUCAUAAGGGACAAUGUAUGCUACCUUUGAGAAUGCUAAGAUACUAUUUGCUGGUCCAGGGAAAGCUGGAUCACUUUAUUGUGGCCACUAGUUUGAGGUUGUGCGCUUUUGAUCAAGAUUUAGCAACAGGAAGGAUGUUACACGCCUAUGUUUCGAAGUUCAACAUGAAUUCAGAUCCCUUUGUCACUAGUUCACUGGUCGACAUGUAUGCUAAAUGCGGUUCUGUGGAUGAAUCACAUGUUCUCUUUUCAAGAACCAAGGAUCCAGGGACAGCAGCAUGGACUGCGGUAAUCUCAGGCAACUGCUUGAAUGGUCAAUUUGAAAGAGCAAUGCAUUUGUUCAGGAGGAUGCAGUUGGAGCAUGUGCAACCUAACGAGUUCACUUAUACCUCUGUACUUACAGCAUGUGUGGCUCUUGGGGAUGUCGUAGGUGGCAUGGAGAUCCAGGGCAACUCCAUCAGAACUGGUUAUGGAACCAAUGCUUCUGUUGUGAAAAGUCUUAUAAGCUUUUACUUAAGAGAAGGGCAGUUCAAGCAGGCUCUUAAGCUGUGCUUAUCACUCUCAAACCGUGAGAUUUCUUGGGAAGCACUGAUUAAAGAUUUUGCUCAAGGUGAUGAUCACGUUGGAGUACUUAAUCUUUUGUGUGUUAUCCAACGUUCUGGUGGGGUUCUUGAUUAUCCAACUGCAUUACACAUCUUGAAUUCUUGUGGAAAAUUGGAGCUCCUUCGUGAAGGGCUUCAAGCACAUGCCUACCUUACAAAGCGUGGCCUUGCUUCGGAACCAUGCAUCAGCAAUCAGCUUAUUGACAUGUACUCCAAUUGCGGCAGUCUCAAAAAUGCAUUGGAUGCCUUCAGAUAUAUGUCUGACAAGAGUGCAUCUACUUGGACCACAAUAAUCAUAGCUCAUCUAGAAAAUGGUUGUCCAGAGACAGCCAUUGACUUGUUUGUGCAGAUGUUAAGAAGAGAGAAAAUACCAACUUCGAUUGCAUUCUUAUCUGUGCUGAAGGCCUGUGCAGAAAUCGGCCUUGUAAGUGAAGCCUUCCAGUUCUUUGUGUCCAUGACCGAGGUUUACAAAAUAGAACCUUCAGAAGGUCAUUACUCGCAUAUGAUUGAGGUUUUGGGUCAUUCUGGUAUGUUCAAGGAAGCAGAGCAUUUCAUUGAUAGUGUGGUCCCUUUGGAAUCUAGUGCUUCAGCCUGGAUUUUACUUUGUUCUGCUGCCAAACAAAAUGGAAACACCAAAAUCGUGAAGCUUGCAAUGGACAAACUCGCAAGCCUUGCUCCAUGUGAUUGUCGAGCAAAUGCUUCACUGGGAAAUGUCAUCCCCAUCACUGACUAGUUAAUCAGGCGGCACGAGUGUAAUGAGUGACAGAGUGAGUGCCCCUCCUGGUUUAUCCAAAGGGAAGUAUGCCUUAACUUGUCAGAUUGUAGGUUGCGCGGAGUGCACAGUGGCAUAUGAAGUGGACAUUAUGAAUUUAGAACUGUAAACUGCUGUAUAUUUGUAUACUAGCUAAUAUGUUGUGCAGUUUCCACAAAUGUAGAUAAUUUCCAUUGUGUUAUACCCAAUUUCAAAUGUAUGCCGUUCUUUGCGUGUUU